This is a messenger RNA of Protopolystoma xenopodis, 699 nucleotides long. The record is from the annotation of a GenBank genome assembly. NCBI's taxonomy places the organism in Eukaryota, Metazoa, Platyhelminthes, Monogenea, Polystomatidea, Polystomatidae.
AUGUCUAAAAGUGGGCUGACUUCGUUUUUGCAACUGGUUCGUGUUUUCAGGAAUACUUAUUUGGACGCACCUUGUCCGAAUUUCUUUGCUAUAGAAGUUAUCACAAUUACCAGCAUCGGACCAUCGACUCGGUACAUUCCCAGUCGCUUCGCCGGCAUAUUCAAGGUCGCAUACGCUAGCGAUCUUCUUUCUUCCAUUCUACCUAAGCAUCUCCAAUCAUCUAACCAAUUGGCCCCUCCGAAUCUCCCAUUGGGCGACACUGCGCCUGCCAGUGAGGCAUGCCAAAUCGCAUCCUCUAGCGCCUCGGAAGCAGUUGCCGAGACGAGGUCGGUGUUGACGGCAGUCAAUACCAACAUUGGUGCAGUUUUUAACCAAGGAUCCUCUUCGCCUAAUAGCGUCAAUCUUAUUAUCCAAGGACAGCAUCAAAAUUCUGACUCAACCUACCUGGGAGUCGUUCCGGAGGCUGGCACCAACUUCUCAGAAGCUCAGCAGCAGCUGCUUGCUUCUGCCGAAUCCGGCCGCGAACGAUCUGUUAUUGCCUCAGAAGGCAAUGACAGUCAUAAUGGUUGUUCUGCAAUACAAGCCAGCCAGCCAUGUGGCCAAAACUUAUCGGCAGCAGGAACAGGAGUUAGUGGGGAGCGGCCCUUAAAUGCACAAGAGACAAACUCUGAAUCAACGGUCUACGAUUCGGACAAGUGA